Molecule: messenger RNA, 6103 nt
Organism: Astyanax mexicanus (Mexican tetra)
Lineage: Eukaryota; Metazoa; Chordata; Actinopteri; Characiformes; Acestrorhamphidae
Gene: abcc8b
Product: ATP-binding cassette, sub-family C (CFTR/MRP), member 8b
Exons: 40
Coding region: 1096-5883 (1595 amino acids)
Biological process (GO): transmembrane transport; potassium ion transport
Cellular component (GO): membrane
Molecular function (GO): ABC-type transporter activity; ATP binding; sulfonylurea receptor activity
Source: RefSeq, a predicted model, not a curated record
CUGCAGGGGGUGCGCAUGCGUAGUGCAUUUCUUGCAGCGCGUUAAUUUGAACGGACUCCCACACGUGUGUUUGUGUGUGAGAGAAUGUUUGUUUUGUUUGUUUGUUUAUUUGUGUGUGUAAUAGUGUAGUAGAGAGUGUUAUUGUGUCUGUGUGUGUGAGAGAGAGAAAAGGGAAAGAGAGAGAGAGUUUGUAACAGUGUGUGUGUGUGUGUGUGUGUGUGUGAGAUUGUUUGUUUGUAUGUGAAAUACAGUAGUGUAGGAGAAAGAGUGUUAUCGUGCUUGUGUGUGUGAGAGAGUGAGUGUUUGUAACAGUGUGUGUGUGUGUGUGUGUGUAUGUGUGUGUGUGUGUGUGUGUGUGUGUGUGUGUGUGUGUGUGUGUGUGUGUGUGUGUGUGUGUGUGUGUGUGUGUGUGUGUGUGUGUGUGUUGUGUGUGUGUGUGUGUGAGAGAGAGAGAGUGUUUGUGACGGUAUGUGUGUGAGAGAGAGAAAGAGUGUUUGAAACAGUGUGUGUGAGACAAAAAGGGAAAGAGAGUUUGUAACAGUGUGUGUGUGUGUGUGCGUGAGCGUGUGCGUGUGCUAUUGUGUGUGUGAGAGUUAUUGUGCGUGUGUGUUAUUUUAUGUAUGUAUGUAUGUGUGUGAGAGAGAGUGUAAUAGUGUGUGUGUUAUAGUUUGUGAUGGUGUUUGUUAGAGUGUGCAUAUGUAAUAUUGGGUAUGUAAUAGUGUAUGUUAUAGUGUGUGUAUAAUAGUGUGAGCAUGUCAUAGUUUGUGAUGGUGUAUGUUUUAGUGUGCAUAUAUAGUAGUUUAUGUAUGUAAUAUAGUAUGUUACAGUGUGUGUAUGUUAUAGUGUGUGCAUGCUAUAGUUUGUGUGAGUCAUAGUUUGUGUGUAAUAGUGUGUGUAUGUUAUAGUUUUUUAUGUUAUAGUGUGUGUUAGUAUGUGUGUGUGAUGGUGUGUAAUCCGGGGAUUAGAGCUGAGCUGUUUGUGUGUGUGUGAGUGUGAGAGAAUGUGGGCGUGGUUUGGUCAGUGCUGCCCCCGGUCUGGCGCUGACCACCUGCACAUUCACUGUGAGAGUAGAGGAGUGAGGGGAGGGAUGCAGUGAUGGUCAGGAUGCUGCGCGGGUACAGACCGGCUCCUGUCUCUAAUAGCACUUUCUCGUUCUGUGGGACUGAUAACUCCUCGGCGUAUAAGGUGGAUAACGGGCUGUUGAAUAAUGGCUGUUUCCUGGACGCUCUGGGAGUCGUCCCACACGUCUUCCUCCUCUUCAGCACUUUCCCCAUCCUCUUCAUCGGUUGGGGCAGUCAAAGCGCUAAGGUCCAUAUUCACCACAGUACCUGGCUGCACUUCCCGGGCCAUAACGUCCGCUGGCUGCUCACCACCACCCUACUGUUCGUACUGGUGUGUGAGGUGGCUGAGGGCAUCGUCUCGGACGGGUUUAACCAGUCCCGCCAUGUUCACCUCUACAUGCCCCCCGGACUGGGCAUACUGGCUGCCAUCACCUCCAUCAUCUAUUACCACAAUAUAGAGACCUCCAACUUCCCCAACCUACUGUUAGCGCUGCUUAUCUACUGGAUUUUGGCUUUUGUUACUAAAACCAUCAAGUUUGCCAAGUAUAAUGAGCAUGAUAUCGGUGUUGGGCAGCUCCGCUUCUGCAUCACCGGCCUGCUGGCUCUGAUCUACGGCCUUCUGCUGGCUGUGGAGGUCAAUGUUAUCAUAUGCUGGCGCUACGUGUUUUUCCCCCAUCCCACCGAGCUGAAGCCCCCCAAAGACCUGCAGGACCUGGGGGUCCGCUUCCUCCAGCCCUUCGUCAACCUGCUGUCCAAGAGCACGUACUGGUGGAUGAACACCUUCAUCACGUCUGCCCACCAGCGGCCCAUCGACCUGAAAACCAUCGGCAAGCUGCCCAUCUCCGUCAGAGCCAUCACCAACUACCAGAAGCUCCGCAAGGCCUUCGAUGCACAGAAGGAGAGAGGGGUUACCCCGGCGCAGGGUUCGAGGUGGAUAUGGCACGCUCUGCGGCAGGCGUUCGGCAGACCUCUGCUCCUCAGCAUCACCUUCCGAAUCCUGGCUGAUCUGCUGGGGUUCGCCGGACCUCUCUGCAUCUCCGGCAUCGUCCACCACAUCAGCCGCGACAACCACACCAUCAACCCCCCGGUGAAGGUGCUCGGGGUUCACUUCAUUUCCUCUCAGGCGUUCCUGGCGAACGCCUACGUGUUGGCGGUGCUGCUGUUCCUGGCUCUGCUCCUCCAGAGGACCCUCCUGCAGGCCUCUUAUUAUGUAGCCAUCGAGACCGGCAUCAAACUCAGAGGAGCUAUUCAGUGUAAGAUCUAUAAUAAGAUCAUGCGUCUCUGCACCUCCAACAUGUCCAUGGGGGGCGUGACCGUCUCUCAGAUCUGUAACCUGGUGGCCAGAGAUACCAACCAGCUCAUGUGGUUCUUCUUCCUGUGCCCCAACCUGUGGGCCAUGCCAGUACAGAUUACGGUUGGUGUGAUGUUGCUGUAUUACCUGCUGGGGAUCAGCGCUCUGAUUGGUGCAGCCGUGAUCACUGUUCUGGCCCCUAUACAGUACUUUUUAGCCACUAAGCUCUCUCGAGCACAGAAGAGCACUCUGGAGUACUCCAGCGAGAGGCUGAAGAAGACUAACGAGUUGCUGAGGGGUAUUAAGCUGCUGAAGCUGUACGCCUGGGAGCACAUCUUCAGAUCCAGUGUGGAGGAAACUCGACAGAAGGAGCUGGGAAGCCUCCGAGCCUUCACCCUCUACACAUCCCUCUCCAUUUUCAUGAAUGCAGCCAUUCCAAUCACAGCAGUUCUGACUACGUUUGUGGUGCACGUUAACGUUCAGAGAUCAGCUGAUCCGGAUCUGUCUCCGGCCGUGGCCUUCGCCUCGCUCUCGCUCUUCCACAUCCUGGUCACGCCCCUCUUCCUGCUCUCCAGCGUCCUGCACUCCACCGUUAAAGCCCUCGUCAGUAUACAGAAAGUUGGUGAAUUUCUCUCCAGUGGGGAGAUUGAACUCGAUCAUGAACCCAAAACACCUUCACCCACCAACACAGGCAACCACAGCCAGAUCAAAUCCGUGUACAUGCUGCAGCUCCAGGCCUCCAGACUGGUGAACCGUAAGAAUAAAGCCAAGCAGGACGAGAACAGCAACCUGACCCAGCAGGACCAGGACCUGAACUCCUCCACUAGAGAGGAGAACAUCUGUAUCAGGAUCGUAAAUGGAUAUUUUACCUGGACGCCUGGAUCCCCAACACUGACCAACAUUGACAUUCAAGUUCCGUUUGGUCAGUUGACGAUGAUUGUGGGUCAGGUGGGUUGUGGAAAGUCCUCUCUGUUGCUGGCUGCUCUGGGAGAGAUGCAGAAGAUCUCAGGACGAGUGAUAUGGAACAGAUUACCAGAUCAGGAAGAGGAAGGAAAUGACAGGCUGAACGGAAAUCCUGUCGCCGAAGCUAAAUCACCAGAUAAGAGGGAUCCCGUGGCGUACGCGUCUCAGAGGCCUUGGCUCCUCAACGCCACGGUGGAGGAGAACAUCCUGUUCGACACGGCACCCAACGAGAAACGGUAUAAGGAGGUGAUCGAGGUCUGCCAGCUGCAGCCGGAUAUCGACACUCUUCCUCAGGGAGAUCAGACGGUGGUGGGAGAGAGGGGUAUUAUACUCUCCGGGGGACAGCGCCAGAGGAUCAGUUUGGCGAGGGCUCUUUAUCAGGAGACCAGCGUGGUGUUCCUGGACGACCCGUUCUCAGCGCUGGAUAUUCACCUGAGUGAUCACCUGAUGCAGGAGGGCAUUCUGAAGCUCCUCAGGCAGGAGAGGAGGACCGUGGUGUUAGUGACCCACAAACUGCAGUACUUACCCCACGCUGACUGGAUCAUCGCUAUGAAGGACGGGACGGUCCAGGCCCAGGGGACAAUAAAGGACAUCCAGUAUGAAGAACCAGAACUGUACCAGCAGUGGAGAACCCUGAUGAACAGACAAGACAAGGAGAACAGUGUGGAGCUGAAGAGGAAGAGCUUCAGACGACCCAUGUACUCUACAGACACACUCGCUACUGAAGACGAAGAUGAAGACGGCUCCAUGACGACAGACGAGGACAGUCUAGGGGCGGAGCUGGAUCAGAGGGCCACUAUCCCGUGGAGUUCUUUCGGGACGUACCUGCGGGCGGCCGGGGUCCUGCUGCUCCCCCUGCUGGUUCUGUCCCAGCUCACCAAGCACACCCUCAUGCUGUCUAUAGACUACUGGCUCGCUCACUGGACCUCUCAGGCCAUCGCUGCCCGGAGACAUGCCGGCGAUACCAACUGCACCGCGCCACAGGUGUGUGUGUUCAGUCACGCUCCGUAUCUGCAGGUGUUCUGUGUGCUGUGUUGUUUGGGUAUAGUGCUGUGUUUGGUCAGUUCUCUGGCUGUAGAGUGGACGGGUCUCCGAGUGGCUAAAGAGCUUCACUGCAGUCUCCUCCGCAUCAUCGUCCUCGCGCCCAUGAGGUUGUUUGAGACGACUCCUCUCGGGAAUAUUCUGAACCGAUUCUCUGGAGACACAAACACUAUUGAUCAGCACAUCCCGGUGACUCUGGAGUGUUUGAGUCGUUCGACUCUGCUGUGUGUGUCGGCGGUGGGAGUGAUCUCCUUCGUCACGCCCGUCUUCCUCAUCGCUCUGCUCCCAUUGGCUGUUGCCUAUUACUUCAUCCAGAAAUACUUCCGCAUGGCUUCCAGGGAUCUGCAGCAGUUAGAAGACAGCACCCAGAUCCCCCUGCUGUCCCAUUUCUCCCAGACUAUAGAAGGCCUGAUCACCAUCAGAGCGUUCAGGCACGAGCAGAGAUUUAGAAAGAAGCUUCUGGAGUACACAGACGCCAACAACAUCGCCUCCCUCUUCCUCACCGCAGCCAAUCGCUGGCUCGAAGUUCGCAUGGAGUAUAUCGGGGCGUUCGUGGUGCUGAUAGCAGCUGUGGCCUCCAUCACCAGCGCUCUGUACAGCGAGCUCUCUGCUGGAUUAGUGGGCCUGGGCCUCACAUAUGCUCUGAUGGUCUCUAACUAUCUGAACUGGAUGGUGAGGAAUCUGGCGGAUAUGGAGGUGCAGCUGGGCUGUGUGAAGAGGAUCAGCAGUCUGCUCCACACCGAACCCGAAAACUACACCGGAGACCUGACUCCAGCUCAGGUUCCGUCUCUGUGGCCGAAGUACGGCGAGAUCCAGAUCGAGAACCUGAGCGUUGGGUACGGCUCCAGCCUGAAACCGGUCCUGAAACGCGUCAACGCCCACAUUAAACCCGGACAAAAGGUGGGGAUCUGUGGGAGAACAGGAAGUGGGAAGUCGUCCUUCUCUUUGGCUCUUUUCCGAUUGGUGGAUCAGUUUGAAGGUCGGAUUAUUAUUGAUGGUAUUGAUAUCGCUAAGCUGCCGCUGCAGACGCUGCGCUCCCGAUUCUCCAUCAUCCCCCAAGAUCCUUUUCUCUUCAGCGGAACCAUCCGGUUUAAUCUGGAUCCAGAGAGGAGAGCUACAGACCGGACGCUGUGGGAGGCGCUGGAGAUCGCCCAGCUGAUGCCCGUCGUUAAAGCUCUGCCCGGAGGACUGGACGCCACGGUGACGGAGGGCGGGGAGAACUUCAGUCAGGGGCAGCGGCAGCUCUUCUGUCUGGCACGAGCGUUCGUCCGCAAGAGCAGCAUCCUCAUCAUGGACGAAGCCACCGCCUCCAUCGACAUGGCAACCGAGAGUAUUCUGCAGAAGGUGGUUCUGACGGCGUUUGGGGAUCGGACCGUGGUGAACAUUGCUCACCGAGUUCACACUAUCCUGGAGUCGGACGUGGUGAUCGUGAUGAAACACGGAGGGAUACUGGAGUACGCCGCUCCCGACGUCCUGCUGGAGCAGAAGGACAGCGUCUUCUCCUGCUUCGUCCGAGCAGACAAGUGAACGAGUGGAGGAGUGAACGAAUGGAGGAGUGGACAUGUGGACUUAUAAAGAGUGCAAGUGAAAGGUAAGAAUGAAACAAACGGACAAGGGAACGAGCGAUUUCACCGACAAGUGAAAGAACUGAAUAGCAAACAAACAGACAAGUGAAAGGGAAUAAUGGAAGAGCUGAACAAGUAAAUAAGUGGACGGAUUAAAGAGUGGAUGAAUGGAAAAAAAAAAA